AUGGCAAUGGAGAUCGCGCUUCCUGUUUCUUUGUGCACCCAGGUGAAGCCGUUCUUACGUGCUAAUUAUGCAUUACCUAUUAACUUGAUAGGUGUAGUCUCCUAUGUUGGAGUUCUUCACACGGUGAGGGAUGAGAUUUUUGGUGCACGAAACAAAAUGAAAUCCAAAGUCAAUUUUCGCAUCCGUGAUCUCCAGAAUCGAGAACUGCUAUGUUCUGCAAGUGGGAAGAUCGUUACCGAUUUCUAUGAGAUGUACCAUAGAAUCCCAAAUGAUGUGGUUGUAUGUGAGUUAACGGACGGGAUAGCUAUCUCCAGCAAAGGAUGGAAUCAUGUUGUUGAUGAAGGUGGUAUUUCAAGAUUCGAAUUUGAUCCACGUUUUCCCUUUGCGCAAGAACUGAAGGACAAGUUUAUGAUAUCUUCUCAGCAUUUAAAAUCACUAUCACAAACAGUUAACACUGCCGAAGCACACUUCAUCGCUCAUAAUCGCAAUCGCAUUGUGUGA
This is a messenger RNA of Microthlaspi erraticum, 501 nucleotides long. The record is from the annotation of a GenBank genome assembly. Lineage: Eukaryota; Viridiplantae; Streptophyta; Magnoliopsida; Brassicales; Brassicaceae.